AUGCCCCCCACCCCACCCCUCGAGAAGGCAGCGUCCAGAGGCCGGCUCGGGACUCGCGCGCGUCCCUGCGCCUCAGCCCGCGGUGGCGCCCAUCCGCGCCGCUCCACGUGGGCCGGCUUCCUGACACCGCUCAGCACUCCUUUUAUUUAUCUUGGACUCCGAAGUCGCUCUCCUGUGCUCCCUCCCCACCGCCUGGCCACCUCCCCGCGCCUCCCUCCCGGCGUCCCGCCCCCCAGGCCGGAGUCCCGGGGAAUCUAUGCUAAUUAUUUCAAACCUGCGCUGGUCCCCGGCGCAGCCGCCGAGCCCCCGGCCCCGCCCGCCCCGUCCCUCCAGCCGGGCGCUUUCUUCCCUCCCGACGCAGUCUCCGUGGCUCCUCGUUUCAAUAGCCUGGCUCGGGAGCCGGACCCCCUCCCCGGCGCUGCCUCCGUCAGCCGUGGGACAGACGUUAGGGGCUGUCCUGGGCCCUGCAGCACGGCUGGCAGCGUUCCUGGCCUCUCCCUCCUGGAUGCCAGUACCCGCCUGGGCGGCAGCGACUACAAUGCCUCCAGCCGUUGCCAAAUGCCCACGGGGCUGGACGGGGCAGAAUGGCCCCUGCGGAGAAUCCCCUGUCCUGCCCCUGCCCCGGAAGGCGUGCUGUUCCCCUGUCCCGGCUGUGAACUUGGCGAGCUUCCGAUUCUUCGGCUCUGGAACGCUCAGUGGCCUCCAGCCCCUGACAGCAGGCAGCGGGCAGGGAGCCCCGGCCGGGUGGCUCGCCAUGUCCCGGCCGCUGGAAAGGCCAAGGGCUCACGUCCCCUUGGCAGAACCGGGUCCCACCACACGGCGGGCACCGUGCAGAGUUUGGGGUGA
This is a messenger RNA of Rangifer tarandus platyrhynchus (Svalbard reindeer), 846 nucleotides long. NCBI's taxonomy places the organism in Eukaryota, Metazoa, Chordata, Mammalia, Artiodactyla, Cervidae. The record is from the annotation of a GenBank genome assembly.